AUGAGAAGGCUGGUACAGAUGAAAGCGCCACGUCUUGCUAAAGUUGUUGUUAGUAAAUGUGGGCCAUUACUGAAAGAGAGCACUGCCUACACGACAUCCUUUAUUGGCUCAAAACCACAAAAGCCGCACGAAGUGAAGCCAAUGACUAGGGAACUCGUCGAACAUAUGCGAACGUUGCGGAAUUGUUGGUCUCAGAUCGCAAAUCGAACUUGUUCAGCUGCUUCUGAAGGGGAAUCCUGCUGGAAUGGCACAAAUAUCGUCAGAUUACAACAUGCUGCUGAUGAUCUCAGUCUUGGCAUUAAAGACGUUCGUCCACGUCCAAAGGUCAGUUUUGAUUACGUUUCCGUUGUUAUCGAUUAA
Messenger RNA from Cooperia oncophora, 360 nucleotides. The record is from the annotation of a GenBank genome assembly. Lineage: Eukaryota; Metazoa; Nematoda; Chromadorea; Rhabditida; Trichostrongylidae.